GGACUACGUGACUGUGAAUAUCUUUGGGACUCAUCGCUUCCAUACAGCCGCUUUUCGUGAUUGUCACCAUUAUGUGGGAUUGAACAGGACGUACACGAAAUGAUUUAUCUGUAGACGCUAUGGAAACAACUGAGACAGUGAGCCAAGCGCCCAACAAUCAUGUCGAGGCAGCUAGAGAAACGUUUUCAUACAUGCAUUAUAUUUUCUGCUGUUUUCUGUUUCUUCCAAUUUACCCGAUCAGCGAUGAAUACUGUUUAGAAAAAUCCGCAUUUUUCUCCUAAUUCUGAUGUUUCGGAGGAUUGCCAGUAUCUAUCGUAACAACAUUUUCAGCUCGUCAGUCCGCUUUGGGUAAGGUAGCCGCGAUUAGAAUAAUUCUGCUAGGUCGGGCGAUGUUGGUCACCUUGUUCUGCCUGGAAAACAGACACCUUCAGUGGAAGCGGAUAUAGUCAACUACGGAUCUGCUGGAGUUUACUUUAUAGCCUAUAAUCAGCAUGGCUUCAUUCUGAACUCAGGAACACGAAUCAUUGGACCAUGUGCAGCAUUUCCCAGGAACGCCAUGUGCUGGAAUGUAUGUAUUCGAGAUUGUUCUGACGUCCAAUAGUUGUCUUCAAGAGCCAAAGCUAGGUUUGUAACUGUUCCACUUAUUGUUGCUUACUACAAGAGUUUUUGGUGAUUGGCAAGGGAGAAACCAGUGUUCAAGUUGACUACCCACGGAUAUUAUCUAUGUGCAAUAAACGCAAUCUUGGUGUGGAAGUGCUUCCUACGCAAGCUGCCGUUGGAACUUUCAACUUCCUCAAUUCUGAGGGUCGAUACGUCGCAGCCGCUUUGAUACCACCACGUCGAUUGGACAUCUACGACCCUGCAGACAAACAAGCUAGCCGUUUGUUGGUUGCAGAAGAGGAGCGGACGACCCAAGAUUUACUUGAAGCUGAACAAAAAGCCCAAGAGUUGAAACUUUUAAUCGAUAGUUCUACCAAACCAAUUGAGGUAGACAAAGAUCGGGUCGUCCUCAGUCGGGAAACAAAUUACCCCACUGUGAUUGUUUUGGAGAUUGUUCUGGAGAUAGUCACUAUGAGUAAAUUCGUCACUCUCGUCCAUGAACUUCUUGAUUAUCCAGAACUACCGAAAAUAGAAGAUGUCAACAAAGCCAAUCUUCUCCAUGAACGAGUGAAAAAUCUUGUUCUUCAAGUGAACAGUGCAGAAAUAGAUCGAGACAACCGAUUAGACCGUGAAACCCUUGCUACCUUCGCUAAACACGGUCUGUUCGGCUUGCAAAUCGGUGAGAACUAUGGCGGGAGGAAUUUGUCCUAUACAUAUGCAGCGCGAGUUUGGGAGGCUCUUGGACUGGACGGUGCUGUGUUCGCCGUUUUAGAUGCCCACAAUAACUUGGCAGCUAGGUCCAUUGCCCUUGGUGGGAACGAGGAUCAAAAGCUCACUUUCCUUCCUCCGUUAGCCACUGGAGAGUGUAUGGCCGCAUUUUGCCUCAGCGAAUUGUGCAGUGCAAUUAAAACGCGCGCCAUUCGCUCAUCGGAUGGACAGACCUACACGAUCAGUGGUAGUAAAAACUGGAUAACCAACGGAGCGCUUGCCAAUCUGCUGGUUACUUUUGCUCGUGUGGAGCCACGCGCUGAUGAGUUGGCCCAACAAGUAAUCGACGAACAACGUUUGAACAUCGCAGCUGCAUGUACUGGCCUUCUUCGUUACAUCAUCUCCUAUGCUACCGAGCACUGCCUACAACGACAUCAGUUCGGCCGUCCUUUAGGAGACUUUGGCCUCGUGCAAGCCAAAUUGUCGAACCUUGCCCUAAAUGUUUAUGCGAUGGAGUCGGCACUGUUCUAUUUGACAGGUUUGCUGGACGCACAGCCACAGCGUGAUUUGACUUUGGAGAAGGCUGCACUCAAGGGCACAAGCGAGUUGCUCCGCUUGCUAAUAGCAGGGUCUGCUCUCCAGACUGUGGGGCCCGAGAGGCAGGAAGAAAUGGAAAAACUACGGUUCUUCACGCGGCAUCCGAUUACCACUAUCAAGGCCGAUUUUCGAAUUCGUGCUCGUCGACGUGGAUGGUUUGCUCACAAAGUCGGUGCAGGUCCCAAGGUUACCGAAGGUGGCGCUUCACGGGCAUUGAAGGAUCAUUUGCAUCCUAACUUUGCGUUGACAGCAACCCGUCUUGCUGUCCUAUGCCAGCGAUUUCAAAGCCUUGUUGAAACUUCUCUAAUUUAUCGCAGGGCGGUGCGAUUGGCCACCACCUUUGCCAAGAUAGCCUUCCAGCGCAUUGAGGCCAACCUGAACGAUUUACCGGGUUUGGAAAGAGAUCAUCAUCGGAUAGCCAGCGAGAUACUAGCCCGCCGAGCUUACCCAGUUGCUCAUCCACUAACGCGGGUUUGGUGAUCCUCAUCGUCUACAACUGCUGUUGAGUUCUUUAACUCGCUAGUCACUCUGUAAUCAUAACACUGUUCAGAUAGUUAAAAACGACUUCUC
This is a messenger RNA of Opisthorchis viverrini, 2475 nucleotides long. RefSeq lists its product as hypothetical. The transcript is spliced from 11 exons. Lineage: Eukaryota; Metazoa; Platyhelminthes; Trematoda; Opisthorchiida; Opisthorchiidae. The record is from RefSeq and is a predicted model, not a curated record. Gene Ontology annotation, molecular function: acyl-CoA dehydrogenase activity; flavin adenine dinucleotide binding. Bases 724 to 2385 code for a protein of 553 amino acids.